Molecule: messenger RNA, 639 nt
Organism: Fusarium odoratissimum NRRL 54006
Lineage: Eukaryota; Fungi; Ascomycota; Sordariomycetes; Hypocreales; Nectriaceae
Product: rab family, other
Exons: 5
Coding region: 44-577 (177 amino acids)
Cellular component (GO): endosome
Molecular function (GO): GTP binding; GTPase activity
Source: RefSeq, a predicted model, not a curated record
CAACUAAGUAAUUAUAAAUUUAAGCCCACCAGGCCCUCACAAGAUGGGCGAUAUAUCAUACGAUUACCGUUGGAAAGUGAUUCUCCUGGGUGACUCAACGGUUGGAAAGUCAAAUAUCGCAGGUCAAUUCACCCAAAGCGAGUUUCAAGCUGAUUCUAAACCAACGAUUGGCGUAAAGCCCACCACCAAAAUCGUCCAAUGCAACUCCAAGGCCGUCAAAGUCAAUAUCUGGGACACAGCUGGCCUAGAGAAAUAUCGGGCCCCAGUACGAUAUUACGACGAUGCCGUGGCUGUGAUGUUGGUUUAUGAUAUAACCAGGCGCCAGAGUUUUGAGAAUGCGGCACGCUGGUUGGACGAGGUUCGAAAGCACGGUGAACCUGGGAUUGUCAUCAUGCUCGUGGGAAAUAAAGCAGACCUGGAGCGUAGAAGGUCUGUGACGACUGAAGAGGGGAAGAAGUUUGCGAAACUUAACAAACUUCUGUUUAUCGAAACAUCCGCUUGCGAAAACAGUCAAGUCGAACUUGCUUUUCAGACUAUUUUAAAGGGCGUCUACAAGCAACAUUGUCAGGAGAAAUGAUAGUCUAAAUGACAUAAUAGGUUUGAGUCUCGAUUUCUCAUCUUUCUGUAUUAUUUGCCAUG